Molecule: messenger RNA, 3093 nt
Organism: Propithecus coquereli (Coquerel's sifaka)
Lineage: Eukaryota; Metazoa; Chordata; Mammalia; Primates; Indriidae
Gene: SLC7A5
Product: solute carrier family 7 (amino acid transporter light chain, L system), member 5
Exons: 10
Coding region: 9-1457 (482 amino acids)
Biological process (GO): neutral amino acid transport; amino acid transmembrane transport
Cellular component (GO): membrane
Molecular function (GO): neutral L-amino acid transmembrane transporter activity; L-amino acid transmembrane transporter activity
Source: RefSeq, a predicted model, not a curated record
GGGAGAGGAUGCUGGCGGCGCGGCGCGCGGACGGCGCGGCCGCUAGCGGCGAGGGCGAGGGCGUGACCCUGCAGCGCAGCAUCACGCUGCUCAACGGCGUGGCCAUCAUCGUGGGCACCAUCAUCGGCUCGGGCAUCUUCGUGACGCCCACGGGCGUGCUCAAGGAGGCGGGCUCGCCGGGGCUGGCGCUGGUGGUGUGGGCCGCGUGCGGCGUGCUGUCCAUCGUGGGCGCGCUGUGCUACGCCGAGCUGGGCACCACCAUCUCCAAGUCGGGUGGCGACUACGCCUACAUGCUGGAGGUGUACGGCUCGCUGCCCGCCUUCCUCAAGCUCUGGAUCGAGCUGCUCAUCAUCCGGCCGUCCUCGCAGUACAUCGUGGCGCUCGUCUUCGCCACCUACCUGCUCAAGCCGCUCUUCCCCACCUGCCCGGUGCCCGAGGACGCCGCCAAGCUCGUGGCCUGCCUCUGCGUGCUGCUGCUCACGGCCGUGAACUGCUACAGCGUGAAGGCCGCCACCCGGGUCCAGGACGCCUUCGCCGCCGCCAAGCUCCUGGCGCUGGCCUUGAUCAUCCUGCUGGGCUUCGUGCAGAUCGGGAAGGGGGAAGCGUCCAAUCUGGACCCCAAGUUCUCAUUUGAAGGCACCAACCUGGACGUGGGGAACAUCGUGUUGGCGUUAUACAGUGGCCUCUUUGCCUACGGAGGGUGGAACUACUUGAAUUUUGUCACAGAGGAGAUGAUCAACCCCUACAGGAACCUUCCUCUGGCCAUCAUCAUCUCCCUGCCCAUCGUGACGCUGGUGUACGUGCUGACGAACCUGGCCUACUUCACCACGCUGUCCACCGAGCAGAUGCUGACGUCGGAGGCCGUGGCCGUGGACUUCGGGAACUACCACCUGGGGGUCAUGUCCUGGAUCAUCCCCGUCUUCGUGGGCUUGUCCUGCUUCGGCUCAGUCAACGGGUCUCUGUUCACGUCCUCCAGGCUGUUCUUCGUGGGGUCCAGGGAGGGCCACCUGCCCUCCGUCCUGUCCAUGAUCCACCCGCACCUCCUGACGCCCGUGCCGUCCCUCGUGUUCACGUGCGUCAUGACGCUGCUCUACGCCUUCUCCAAAGACAUCUUCUCCGUCAUCAACUUCUUCAGCUUCUUCAACUGGCUGUGCGUGGCCCUGGCCAUCAUCGGCAUGAUGUGGCUGCGCUACCGGAAGCCAGAGCUGGAGCGGCCCAUCAAGGUGAACCUGGCCCUGCCCGUGUUCUUCACCCUGGCCUGCCUGUUCCUGAUUGCCGUCUCCUUCUGGAAGACCCCCGUGGAGUGUGGCAUCGGCUUCAUCAUCAUCCUCAGCGGGCUGCCCGUCUACUUCAUCGGGGUCUGGUGGAAAAACAAGCCCAAGUGGCUCCUGCAGGGCAUCUUUUCCGUGACUGUCCUUUGCCAGAAGCUCAUGCAGGUCGUCCCGCAGGAGACAUAAGCAGAGCCGAGAAGCUGCCGGAAAGAAAAUGCACAGAGAUUAUUUCACAGCAACUCACCCCUCAGAAAGCAACUCCAGUUCCCCGUCGUCCGCACGGCUCAGCCGGGCGCCGUGGCCCCUCGCUGUCCCCCCGCAGGCGGGCAGCCAAGUGAGAACUGGUACGAAUCUGGUCCCGGACUGCGCUCUCCUCGCUGCCUCCCGGAACGAGCGUGAGCUGUGAACUACGCAGCGGCCAGUGUCCCCCGACGACGGGCCGUCGUGCUGGGCCCCUCUCCCUUCCCGCCUUGGUUUAUUUGUAUUUUUUUUAACUUAAAUUUUGGGCCAAUGCCACCAAGAUGAUUAUUUUUUCAAGAAAUAGGGCUGGUGCAGUGGGAGGAGACGGCCUUCCCCUGACAGCGCCCGCAGCGCGACGUGCCUGGGAGCGACCGGGUCGCCCGAGCAGACAGAACUACUGAGACCCGGCCCUGCCGUCCUGCCCUCGGCCCUGCACUGAUGCAGACGGCUGGCCCCGGGCGUGUGCUUGGCUUUCUUGUCUUUAUUGUUGUAAAUGUAGCGACGUUUGUGACAACUAACCCUGUGGGCUUACGUCUCUUUGCCUUAAAGACCUGCGGUAGGUCCCUCCCCGCCAGCCCCAGCAGAGAAAGGAGUUUGGCGACACGGCCGCCAUGCCCAUCCUGGCGUCGACCGCAGCGCACGCUGCCGGCCGGGAGGUGCUCAGACAGGCCCGGGUCCCACCCAAGACACCAUCCUGAACAAAGGCCCAGACCACAGUGGCUUCUCCAUAGGGACAUGCUCACCCGCUCCCGCGGAUGGGUGCAGGACCCCCUUCCAGGCCGCGUCUGUCGGGUGUGGUGGAAUCGCUGCGGGUCGCCCUGCAGGGCUGGACCCUGCUCCCGGGGUCCCUUUCACGCUGGGGCCGGGACACCGGAGGUCACAUGCCAACAUGCGGCUCUCCCGGCGGCUGGGCUGGGACCUCCGCUCUUGCCAGGCUGGCGGGAGGCUCAGUCUGUGAUCCUCGGUGCUGGGUCCCCCAACCCGGCCUGGAGGCCCCGCUUCAGAAGGCAGGGACCACUCGGGGCUGUGUCCUGUCACGCUGAGUCAGGCCUGCUUGCGGGGCGUCCCCGAGACCCUGCCUGCCCGUCACCAGCCCUCAGGGAGCCCCUGGGGAGGGCAGGUGGGACCUGUACGGAGCCUGUCCUAGAAGAGUUUGCUCCUCCUCGCACGCUUUCGUGGCACAGUCCCGGGUCCUGUUUGUGGGUUUUCGUUUUCUCUAAAGCACAUCCUGGCGUAACGAGCAUCGCAUCGAGUCAUUUUGCUUUUGUGUUGUCUAACGUUUUACUAAUUUAAGAGGAUGCUGUUGGCGCUGUGUUUAUUUAUUCCCAGUGGUCAGUGUUCAGCCUCGCUGCUGUUGUGGCACAGGCUGCCCGUGUCCCCUCCGCUCCCAGCCACGCCGGGCCCAUCCACUGUGACGCCGGCCGACCAGGCUGGGACACCUUCCGCCGAGGAAAUGACGAAAUGACGUGUGUGGCUGGGGCAUCUUUUUUUACUCUUGCGUUAAUGGCUAACCUGUUACACUAGGCUGGUUCAGGUGGGAAGUUUGGGGGUUUUUUUGUGGGUUUGUUUUGUUUUUGGUGGA